Neopsephotus bourkii (Bourke's parrot) is the source of this 927-nucleotide messenger RNA. It is a transcript of the gene CCDC152, whose product is annotated as coiled-coil domain containing 152. The record is from RefSeq and is a predicted model, not a curated record. Bases 134 to 898 code for a protein of 254 amino acids. The transcript has 8 exons. Lineage: Eukaryota; Metazoa; Chordata; Aves; Psittaciformes; Psittacidae.
UUUAGAUUUUAAAAAAUUGUUAUUCUGAUCACAUUUGUACACAUGAAAUCUUUUGACGGCAUGUGAAUAAGAAGUGUAUAAAUUCACAGAUCUUUUUUUCACGUAUACAGUGAUCACUGGUUGAGGGAAAAAAAUGAGUCACAGACUUGAAGAACCUAUGAAGCGAACCAGUGUGGUCAACCUUGAUAAACUUUUAGAUAACAUCUCAGAGAUAGAAAAGAAAAUAACAGAAGUUAAUGAUGUAAAUAACCUACUGGUUUUUAAGCUGGAAAAAUGUAACAGAUUGUUAACAUUAAGCCAGUCAAAGGAAGAAUCAGUAAGAGAAGAAUGUGCUACUCUACAGAAUGUUGUGAAGGGUUUAACACAAACCAUUGAAAAACUGUGUAACGUGAAAGAUGAGAAUGAUAGACUAAAGGGUACCAUUCACAUCUUGGAAGAGAAAUUAAAGACUUGUGAACAGGAAUAUAAAGGUCAGAUUGAGAAACUUAUGAAGGAAAUUAAAACCAAAGAGGAAGACCACAAAUCAGAAGUAAUGAAGCUGAAUUGCGAUAUGAUGAAAAAAAUUGAAGCAAAAGAAAGGGAGUAUAAAGAAGAAAGAGAAAAAAAAGACCUGGAAACACAAGAGAUAACUAGACAGCUGAGAAUUCAAAACGAAGAGAAGCAGAAAGAAAUCAUUAAACUGCAGAUAGAGUUCAAUGCUAAAUUGGCAACAGUUCAGGGUAGAAAAAGAUCAUUUUGGGAAUCUUCUGCGUUUCCACAAAGUAUCUAUAGAAGAAAGCUGCAGAAUUUCCAGGAGGAGAAAAACCAAGAACUUGAACGUCUCAGAAACACCAUAAAAGAAUUAGAGAAACGUCUUCUUAAAGAGCAAGAGCAGCACUUCAAACAGAGGCAAUUCUGAGUAAAUGACAUGACGUAUUUCAUUACUAC